Molecule: messenger RNA, 2874 nt
Organism: Cantharellus anzutake
Lineage: Eukaryota; Fungi; Basidiomycota; Agaricomycetes; Cantharellales; Hydnaceae
Product: vacuolar sorting protein 39 domain 1-domain-containing protein
Exons: 16
Coding region: 1-2874 (957 amino acids)
Biological process (GO): endosomal vesicle fusion; intracellular protein transport; autophagy
Cellular component (GO): cytoplasm; fungal-type vacuole membrane
Source: RefSeq, a predicted model, not a curated record
AUGAAUUCAGGGGACACGCUUUACGUCGGGACCGCUGCAGGCUCCUUGCUGACUUACAGUGUCAUUCAUAAGUCCGAGGGAUAUGAGGCUUCGCCACAGGAGUCCAGACCAAACUUCAGUCGGAGGUCUAUCGAUGCACUUGGCUACCUUCGAGAUGUGAAUUCGCUUGUAACUCUCAGUGACAGAACUGUUACACUGUAUCCCCUCCCGAAACUCGGCCCCGCCACACCGUUGACACAAGCGAAAGGUGCAUUCAGCUUCGCAAUCCACACCUCGGUCCAACAUUUGGAUGGGACCGGCGAAUCUAGGGUGCCUGAAAUGGCUGAGGCUGGGGGGGUGCCCACUGUUGUAACCGUGUUGGCCGUAGGUUGCCAAAAGAAAUUAGUGGUUUACACAUGGAAGGAUGGGGAGAUCUCAGAACCGAAGGCAAGCGAGUUGCAUCUCCCCCAUUCUCCCAGAACCAUGGCUUUCUGCAAUCCCCAGACACUGAUUAUUGCGUACGAGACGGGGUAUGCAUUUGUGUACUUAUCUACAAUGUCCGUAGCCGAAUUAGUGAUUCCUACCACCUCGACGACGGCUAUGGGCACUGGGAUGGGUAAAGUUGGUAUGGGUGCCCUGAGUGGACUCACAGGAUACAUGACUCUCGGUCUUGGUCGAAGUAUGAAGCCUUCCGUCGUGCAACUAUAUGAAGGCGAAGUCCUUGUUAACAAAGAAGGCGUCGGCACUUUCAUCGGGCCAGACGGUAAAGUGAGCCGCAAUCAGGUGCUGGAUUGGUUAGCCACCCCCGUAGACACAGCUUCCAUUAAGCCGUACAUUCUUUCAAUUUUGCCUCCCCUCUCCUCGUCACUCCUCGCAGCCCAAGGAAAUCAGCAGCAGGCGUUCCCUCGUAUCCAAGUUCGUUCAUCAUUGUCUCUUGUGAUCGUUCAAACGCUCUCGUAUCCCUUUUCCCCGGACCCCCUUGAGACGAGCAAUCACUCUCAAGGGGUAUCUAUGCGCUUAUUGGUGACAUCACCUUCAUUGCGAUCCCCUGCUUUCUUCAUUUCUACUCCGAUUGAGAAGGCCGCAGCAGUUGCGGAAGGAAGCACGAUCUGGACACUGGAAAUGCAGCCAUGGGGUCAACAAAUUGAAGAGCUCAUCGAUGUUGGACGGUACUCGGAUGCAUUGGCCCUUUUGGAAACUCUUGAUAAUGCAACGCUCAAAGACAAGGUUGAGCGCCAGUCACUCGGUUUAUAUGCCGUUUCUCUGUUUGCGGAAGGCAAUUACGACGAGGCCAUUGACAUAUUUCUUGAGCUGGACACUAAUCCUGCGAAAGUCGUGGCCAUGUAUCCUACUGUCAUCUCAGGUAGACUCGCAAAAGACCGUGAAGAGUGGAUUACUUUGUUUGGAGGGAAAGGUGUCGCCCGUGUCAGAGGGCCAUCCGUCGACGACCAACGACUCAAGCGUUCUGUGGAAGUAUUGAUGCGUUACCUCACGGACCGACGUCCCAAGUUAUCCGCUGCACUGGCGGCCCUGAGCAUCACGCCGGCCAAAUCGACCGAGUUUCCUUUUUUGUCCGAAACCUCUGUUGAGGAUCUUCUCGCAUUACCGGAUGCUCCUCUUUCUGCAUUGGUUCCAGAGCAGCUAUUGCGAUUUGCUCAGAUCACGGACACUGCAUUGUUCAAAUGCUACCUUCUGUCUCGGCCCCCGAGCCUCAUUGGGUCAUUGUGUCGAGUGCCAAACUGGUACGAAGUAACCGAGGUUGAAGAAGUGCUGAGAGAGCGAAAGCAAUUCAGUGAACUCAUUGAUUUGUAUCAAGGGAAGAAGAUGCACGAGAAAGGCCUAAAUCUUCUGCAUGACUUAAGCUUGAGGGAAGCGGACCCGGAACUGAGAUUGCAACCCGCAAUUCGAUAUUUGCAAAAGCUCGAUCCCCAGUACCUUCCGCUGAUCUUCUCGCACGCCAGAUGGGUACUCGAAGCAGACCAAGAACAAGGACUUCAGAUAUUCACAGCAGAAGAGGUGCAACUGCCUCGCAAAGAGGUUGCAGAUUUCCUCCAAGAUAUUGAUCUUGAACUUGGCGCUAGAUUCGUUGAAUUCCUGAUUAAUGAAGUCAAGGAGCCUGAUCCCGCAUUCCAUGAUCGUCUCGCAGAUAUGUACCUGAAAGGAUCCGUAGACCCGAUGGUCUCCGAAGUCUUGCGGAAGGCUUCAUACACACGACUUCUAGAUUUCAUUAAAAUCUCAGAUAGAAUCCGUCCCGAGAGACUAUACAGCCAAUUGCCUGGCAAUGAUCUAUAUGAAGCUCGGGCUAUUCUUCUCGGACGCAUGAACCGGCACGAAGCAGCUUUGGAAAUCUAUGUCCAUCGAUUGGAGGAUUUCCCCGCAGCAGAAGAGUAUUGCAAACACGUAUACCAAAAGGCUCCCGAUCCUAAAGGGGUUUUCCUGACUUUGCUCCGCAUCUAUCUUCGAGAACCCUCUAACAUAGCUUAUUCCAAGCCGCAUUCGCCGCAGGGAGAACGGGUCUUCCUCCUCGGCCCCGCCAUAGACCUCAUUUCUCGAUAUGGGGUGCGACUGGACCCCGUCGAAGUUCUCGAACUUUUGCCUCCUCUUGUCAGCACAAAGGACGUCCGAGCGUUCCUGUUGGAGGCUCUCACUGCUCCAACGAUACAUAAUCGAGUGACAAGGGAAUUGUGGAAAGCGCGACGAGGCGAGGUCGAUGCGAACCUGAUUAGUCUCCGGGAACGACGAGUGAAGGUUGCCGAUACGCGGAUAUGUCCUCAGUGUCACAAGAGAUUAGGAAAUAGCGUCAUUGCUGUUCAUGCACCUCGUGGGGAAGUCACUCAUUAUCAGUGUCGAGAAGCAUUCGCUAUCCGCAAAGCACAGACUUUUGGGCGACGCUGA